AUGGCCUUUUCAAUGAGCCCAAGGAGGGAUUCAAGACUACAUUGCCAUAAAACUGUACUGGGAUCUUUGGUUCAUGAAAACUGUACGCACCUAUCAAAAUCAGAUUUCAUUGUGAUACUUAAUUGCUUCUCCACUUUAUUUGAGUUAGAUCUAUCAAGGAGUGAUGUUGUUAGUGUGCCUGCUUGCAUCAAAAGAUUUGUUAGUUUGUGCUUUCUUACAUUGGUGGAUUGCAAGCAACUUCAAGUAGAUCUUCCACCAAAUAUAGAACAUAUAUCUGCUAAAGGAUGUAUUUCAUUGGAAAGUUUUCCAGAAGUAUCAAAAGAAUAUCAAUUCCAUACAAGCGAGUUACGAGCGUUGUAUUGGAUUGACUUGUCCAAAUGCUAUAAAAUGCAUUUGAAUAUACGGGAUAUGGUGGCAAAUUCUUUAUUGGGUAAGGUACAUUUUAAGAGAGAAUUUGGGGACUAUUUUGGUGGUGGAAUUUCAUUUCCGGGAAAUACAAUACCGGACUCGUUCAGCCAUCUCAAGGAGACUUCAUAUGGUACCACAUGUGAAAUAGAUAUUAACGGGCUCCCGCCAUUAGAUGAGAUCAAAGGAAUUGUUUUUUGUGCUGUUAUUGGACCCAUUUUUGGGAUCCCCCCAGACACAACCCAUGCUCCUGGUGAUUUUACGAUCAGAAAUAAAGAUAUAGGAAUUGAUGAUAGACACAGAUUUUGAGUUACUGGGCUCAGAUCAUGUAUGGCUGGAGUACUUCGUCCUAGAAUCUUCUGAGCUUAAGGGGGACAGUCUUCAAGUUGAGUUUUCUAUGAUUCCAUAUUCACUCUUCAUUCCAAGUUGUGGAGUUCAUGUGAUACAUAAGUAUGAAGAGAAUGCGAAAGAUCAUCCAGGUGUGAUCCUCGUGGAUUUUAAUUUCCGUUUUUAUGACCCCAAUUUAGAAUUUGAAAAUUCAGAUGUUCAACCGAAGUGGAUGAACUUGAAGACUAUGAAUUCAGUAGAAUUGAAGGAAUAUUACAUAGAAUUCAAUCAUCUUAGAGGCGCCGCAGUGAUGAUGAUGAUUGCAACUUGGAAUCUAGUUUUCACCCGCAACAGAAGAGGCGUUCUUCAACCUUGGGCGAAUCACAACUAGAUCCCCUUAUUUAUGCUUGAUAGUUUUUUUUGUUAUGGGUUAGCU
Molecule: messenger RNA, 1168 nt
Organism: Alnus glutinosa
Lineage: Eukaryota; Viridiplantae; Streptophyta; Magnoliopsida; Fagales; Betulaceae
Product: disease resistance protein RPP2B-like
Exons: 3
Coding region: 1-714 (237 amino acids)
Source: RefSeq, a predicted model, not a curated record